Molecule: messenger RNA, 2090 nt
Organism: Drosophila guanche
Lineage: Eukaryota; Metazoa; Arthropoda; Insecta; Diptera; Drosophilidae
Product: zinc finger protein 665
Exons: 3
Coding region: 68-1864 (598 amino acids)
Biological process (GO): regulation of transcription by RNA polymerase II
Cellular component (GO): nucleus
Molecular function (GO): DNA-binding transcription factor activity; zinc ion binding; RNA polymerase II cis-regulatory region sequence-specific DNA binding
Source: RefSeq, a predicted model, not a curated record
CUGCUGUUGCCAGCCGAGUGUUUAUUUCUUCUUUUAAUUGUUGUUUUUGCCGAAAUUGUCCAUUAAAAUGGAUGUGCAGAAGAUUUGCCUGACCUGUUUGAGUCUAACAGGGCCGUUUCUAUCCAUUUACGAUGGCGGAUCAGGCAGCUGCCUGGCGGACAUGCUCAAACAGUUCACCAAAACGAAGCCGCGUCCCGAGGAUAAUCUGCCCAAACAGGUCUGCCUGGGGUGCCUGAGCGAGAUCAACCAUUGCUACACGUUCAAGAUCAAGUGCGAGAAUUCCAGUCGAACGCUUCGCCAGCUGCUGCCAAAUGCGCUGCCGGAGGAGCCCGAGUUCGGCGCCAAACCUGCAGUGCAAUCUGCCGAAAAGUCCGUUCAGACCACCCAGCCCUCUGGGCCAACAACAGCCACAGCUGAAGUGCAGACCACAGAGACGCACAACACAGAUGCCGCGCAAAAUACGAUCCUGGAAAAGUUUGAGGUGGUGCCUGAAGGGGAAGACGCGGAGGAAGAUGGCGAAGAGUGUGAGGAGUUUGACUACGAGCUGCCCGUAGAGGAGGCUGAAAAGGAGGAAACGGACUACAAGCACGAGCCCGAGAGCCAAAAGACAACAGAAUGUAGCAUUGCCAUAUUUGAGGCUGCCGAAAGUGACAGAGAGACGACUCCGGCGCCCAAAUUGCAGAUGAGGACACGCAAGAGUGCCGCCAAACUGUUGCUGCAGCAGCAGGAGCAGGUAAAGCAGUCACCCAAGCAGAAAAUAGAAGACACGAAGACACCAGAGCCAGAAGCACCUGCCAAGAGAACCUCCACACGCCGCCGCCCAGCCGAGAAACAAACAGAAGAAGCAACAGAAAUUGUGGUGCCUGUCCCAAAGUUGAUCAAACUGAGCAUCAGCCAUGGCGAAAUAAUGGAUCUAAAGUAUCAUUGUGAUCGCUGCAAUGCUGGCUUUGCCCUGGAGAAAUCCCUGAUCAUACAUCGCCGACAGAAGGGUUGCAUCAAUCGCAAUUAUCCGUGCAACGAGUGCGAUCGAGUGUUUGUCUCACCGGAGCAUCUCGCAGAGCACCAGGCAACGCAUGGCACAUACAACUGCCAGGAGUGCGGCUUGCUGUGCGACUCCAAGGAGAAGCUGGGCAAGCACAUGGUGCAGGGUCACAAGAGGAAUUUGCGUAAUCAGUGCAGCGUUUGUAAGAAGGUCUUUACCAUGCUGUCCACGCUGCGAGACCACAUGCGCAUCCAUACAGGGGAGAAGCCAUUUCUGUGCAACAUUUGCGGCAAGAGUUUCACACAGAAUGCCAAUCUGCGGCAGCACAAGCUUCGCCAUUCGGACAUUAAGAGAUUCAAGUGCGCCGAGUGCCCGCAUUCGUUUGUGACCAAAGCAGAGCUGACCUCACACGCCCGCACCCAUACGGGCGUCAAGCCGUUCGAGUGUGAGGUGUGUCAGUCCAAGUUCACGACAAGCUGCUCGCUGGCCAAGCACAAGCGCAAGCAUACGGGCGAGCGACCCUAUGCCUGUGACCUGUGUCCCAUGCGCUUCACGGCGCUGAAUGUGCUCAAGAAUCAUCGACGUACGCACACUGGGGAGCGACCCUACGUCUGCCCCUUCUGCUCGAAGACGUUUACGCAGCGCGGCGACUGUCAGAUGCAUCAGCGUACGCAUCAGGGCGACAAGAUCUACAUAUGUCCGGUGUGCAGCGAGGAGUUCAAGUCAAUGCCAGAGAUGCGCACACACUUGGCCAUACACGAGCCGGAGGAAAAGCGCCUGAUGCACUUUACGCUGCUCAGCAACAAGGAGAAUGGCAAUGGGGCUGCUGCCGCCCUAGACGAUGAGCUCACAGAGGUAACAGAUUCAACAUUGAUGCUGUAGGCCAGCAUCGAACUAGCAGUAAGAUCCACACCGAUCACACCAUAUCCACAAUUAGAUAUUUAAGUACAUCUGUCCACCGUCUCGUUUCGUACACUCACGUUUUUUCUUCCCUGUGGGAAUAAUUUAUGACAAAAAUGAUAGAAAUUUUGUAAGGAGCAUCUUUUAGUCUUAAAGCUAAGUGAAAAAUAAAGAGAAAGAAGGGGGAGGAGAAUCCUUAAACAUAAAA